AGUGGGCAAGUUUAAUGUACGCGUCUAUGGUGUAGCUUAAAGCUUUCCAUCGUUUGAUGUGGUCGCAAAAAGGGGAACUCCAUACAGGCGUCCGGCUGUCAUCGGCUGCAUCUGAAUGCUUGCGGACGAUGUGACCCGUGUGUGGAGCAUAUUACUCCGUAGUGCUGUGAAACCAGACCCACCCAGCUCGGGUACCGCGACUUGGAGCAUCCGCGUGCCCGUGUAAAUAGUGCAGUUCGCGUGCCGAACUUGCACGGAUCUCUGUCACAGUGCCCGCGUCCCAAUCAACUGCCAACAUACUACCCUAGCAGUGGCAGAAUCCAUCAGCAUCAGUGGGCGAACACGCUUCAACCGAUCAGCCACCAAUCAACCGAUCAAACCGACACGAUAUUGUUUUCCUGAGCAUUUUUUUUUUAACUUCCGCCCUUGUACGCCACCUGUGCCAUGGCUCAAGUCGACGAAAACGGCUGUGCGGGAGCGGCAUCGGAUGGACAACCACGGAUCGACAGUUCACCUCCCAACUUGGGGGAACCAUUCGAUGGAACGUACCCGCUGCGGAUUAAGGUUAUUGCUGGGCUGCAGCUGGCAAAGAAGGAUAUUUUUGGCGCCAGUGACCCGUACGUGCGCAUUGACGUAAACCAGAUCAACGGCGACGCAACCGUCCUGUCCAAGUUCACCAAAACGAAGAAGCGGACGCUCAAUCCGAAAUGGAACGAGGAAUUUAUCCUGCGCGUGAAACCAACCGAGCACAAGCUGGUAUUGCAGGUGUUCGACGAGAACCGUCUAACGCGGGAUGAUUUUCUUGGCAUGGUCGAGAUAUCGCUCGAACAGUUGCCAAAGGAACGGCCCGGCCAUGGAAUUCCGGCCCAGAAUUAUCCACUGCGACCGCGCAGGUCAGUUCGCGCUCGCUCAAACGUACGGGGUGAUCUACAACUCUACCAUGCGUUUAUGGUCGAUCAGUACCCGAACGAGACAGACUGGGAGAUGAUUGAAUCGAACCCGGCCCCAACGGUCACCAGCACGACACGUACCUCGACCAGCAAUGGUACCACCGGCGAGUUGCCGCAGGGCUGGGAAGAACGCCAGGAUGCGAAUGGGCGCACUUACUAUGUCAAUCACGUUGCCCGAUCCACCCAGUGGGAAAGACCCACGGCAGUGCCUAUGGAAACAAUUGCGGAAAGCGAUAUGGAUGUAGCAUUCCAGCGUCGCGUGCAUAUUAGUGUAGACGACAGUGCAACGGACGGCGAAAAUGGUGGUGUGCAGCUACGUUCGGCUGCACAUAUGAGCGAAGGUGGCCGCAGGUCUUCGAGCCGUUCGUCAAUUGGUAGCGAUAAUAGUUUGCGCGCACAGCAGCAGCGCAUCGAUGCAGCGGAAGAGGAAAGCAUGGGUGGUACCAGCGGUGCGGUAGUACGAAGCGGUAGCAGUAAUAGCAACAGCAGCAAUGCGAGCGUUAGCAGUAACAUCAACGGUGAUCGACGUCCUUCUACCAGUACCGGGAACAAUAACAACAACGGUGCCAGCACGUUCGGGACAGCCGCGCAGGCGAACCAUGGUAGCAACACCAUCAACAACAACGACACCAGCGACGAUCGAUCGUCGACGCGAUCGUCGUCGACGUCCAACGAUAACGAUUCCACCGGCAGCAGCCCAUCGGGUGGUGGUGGCAGCUCGACAAUGCUACCGACCGGCUGGUCGAUGCAGCUCGCGCCGAACGGCCGUGUGUUCUUUAUCGAUCACAACGAGCGCAAAACGUCCUGGGUCGAUCCGCGGACGGGUCGUGCUAGUCCGAUGCCGACCAGCCAGGGUGCUACCGCGCUGAGCGAUGUUCGGCGUCCGGAGGAUGGGCUUGCACCCUUACCGGAGGGCUGGGAAGAACGGGUCCACAGCGAUGGUCGGAUUUUCUUCAUCGAUCACAACACCAGGACUACACAGUGGGAAGAUCCACGACUGUCUAUUCCGACGAUCGCUGGACAGGCGGUUCCUUACUCGCGCGACUAUAAGCGAAAGUACGAGUACCUAAAAACGCAGCUGAGAAAACCGCAAAACGUACCGAACAAGAUCGAAAUUAAGGUGCGCCGAGCGUCCAUCAUGGAGGAUUCCUACCGGAUUAUUAACUCCGUCACACGGUUGGACCUGCUGAAGACGAAGCUGUGGAUAGAGUUUGAGGGUGAAGCUGGACUGGAUUACGGUGGUUUGGCUCGCGAGUGGUUCUAUCUGCUUUCGAAGGAAAUGUUUAACCCGUACUAUGGACUGUUCGAGUACUCGGCUAUGGAUAACUACACGCUUCAGAUAAACCCCUAUAGUGAGCUCUGUAACGAGGAUCAUUUGCUGUACUUUAGAUUUAUUGGGCGCAUCGCCGGUAUGGCCGUGUACCACGGUAAGCUGCUCGAUGCGUUCUUCAUUCGGCCGUUCUACAAAAUGAUGCUACAAAAACCGAUCGAUCUGAAAGACAUGGAGGCGGUUGAUACGGAGUACUAUAACUCGCUCGUAUGGAUCAAGGAAAACGAUCCGAGCGAGCUGAUGUUGACGUUCUGCGUGGACGAGGAAACGUUCGGGCAGACGACGCAACACGAGCUGCUGCCGAACGGGGCAGAUAUUGACGUGACCAACGAGAACAAGGACGAGUACAUUCGACUCGUCAUACAGUGGAGGUUCGUGUCACGCGUCCAAGUACAGAUGCAAGCGUUCUUGGACGGGUUCGGUUCGCUGGUGCCGCUCAACCUGCUAAAAAUCUUCGACGAACAUGAGUUGGAGCUGUUAAUGUGCGGCAUCCAGAAUAUUGAUUUGCGCGAUUGGAAGCGCAACACACUGUACAAGGGUGACUACUAUCCGAACCAUGUCGUUAUUCAGUGGUUCUGGCGUGCCGUAUUGUCCUUCUCGAAUGAGAUGCGUGCGCGGUUGCUGCAGUUUGUAACCGGCACUUCACGCGUCCCGAUGAACGGUUUCAAGGAGCUGUACGGGUCGAACGGUCCGCAGAUGUUUACCAUCGAGAAAUGGGGCACGCCAGAAAAUUAUCCGCGGGCACACACCUGUUUCAACCGACUCGACUUGCCACCAUAUGAAAGUUAUAUGCAGCUGAAGGAGCGACUCAUUCAGGCUGUGGAAGGAAGCCAAGGUUUCGCGGGCGUUGACUAGGAACGGUACAUCGGAUAUUGUGCUAGCCAAUGGUUGGUGGUGGCCGCAUGCGAAUCAAGCGACGCGAAUCAAACACGCACGCCGUCCAGUAGGUCAUCAACAACAUCCGGCAAACACACACAUCUAAAAACAAUUCAACCCACACACACACACACACACACCCAUGGACGGUUUCGUUCGGUCCAUGUCGUCGUCCUUUGCUAUGCCCAGUGCUCUCUUCCGUGUGGUUUGCCUGAGGAGUCUAGGGAUGAGGCAGGGACGGCUCAUGACAAUCAGUACAGAUGCAGGUGUGGUUAGUUAGGUUAGCGUAUUAGCAUAGCUAGGAUAGAUAGGAAGACGGUUGAACAGUACCCUUCCCUUUUGUGGGUCAUUGGUUGGACGUGCUUAGGAAUGAAGGAAGGCCGACAGCAAACGGUGUAACAUUAUAGCCGGCUAUUGAAACUUAAACAAAGUGAUAUUUGAUACCAGCUGCCAAAAAAAAAAACAUUAUUCUGAAGAUGCAACAAAUGCAAUCCCGCACGCGCGUAACACGAAACAUCACUUCAUCCCGUGGUUCCACGCUGUACCUAUUUGUAGACACCAAACAUGCAGCUACUUUUGCUGAGGGAUACUAUGCGUAGGAUGUUGUAAAAUCCGUUCGUGUAACUAAACAAAACUCCAAAGAUAAAAUAUCGCCCAUUUUUUGCAACCAUUAACACUAGCGGCUAGAGGACUGAAUAAGAAGAAGAAAAAAAAAUGCUUACCUCCUUCAUUUAAUUAAGUCGUUAGUAUAAAGCGAAAUAAGCAAAAUUAAAUAUUUAUCUGCAAUGCUAGCUAUAUAUAGAUAUCAGCUCUUAAUUUUUAGCAAUUCAGAAAUUGGAGGAAACAUCGCUUCAAUGAAACAAGGCGCGAAAGUGGGAAAGAGAAUGAUCGGUAGAUGAAAAGGGAAAUAAUUUAUCUAGGGUUACCCCUAUUGUCAGUGAUUGAAUAAAGAUGCGGGCUAAACAAUGGCAAGCAAGUGGAAUAAUAAAAACAAACAGGAUUCACUACAACUCGCUACUGCAUCACUGGAAGCAAAGCUGAGGCGCUCGUUUUUGGGGGUAAUCGACUAAAUUCUAAAUUUACUGACUUAAAGUCGCCGUAGUGAAUGUUAUUGAAUGAUUUGGAGAUAAUAAGGGAUAACCAAAACGCCUAAACGAAAAGUAUGUAGAUGAAAUUGAACCUAACCGUAUAGAAAGAAAAAAAAAUACGUCUAAACACUUUAAUGCAAAUGCUAAAAACAAUGGUUAAUAUGAAAUGAUUAAAACAAAUACGCAGAAAGUCGAACACACUAACAUGUUAAUGAUGCUAUUAAUGCUAUUUUAAAACUGAAAAAAAAACAAGAAAAUGUUACAAAGAAAAUAGAGACGAAUGACACGAGAAGCAUUAAAAAAAAAAACAAACAAACAAACAAAGGCUGUUAAAUGUGUGAGCGUCCCACGUGGAGCGAUUGUGGCGGUGUUGUUUUUUUUAAACAAUUCCGUUUUAGCUCCACUCUUAUACCUUCCCCGCUCGUUCUUCAGCAACUUUCCUGCUUUACUCGUGUUAAUUAAUUAUUGCCGUUGUGGAUUACCGUAUAAGUAAAAUAUAACAAAUCGUAUCUAAUCCUGCUGGAUUAACAAAAAUGAAAUGGAUACGGAGAGAGAGAGAGAGAGAGAGAGAGAGAGAGAGAGAGAGAGAAGGGAGCGAGAGAGAAAGAGAGAAAGAGAGAAUAGGGAAGAAUAGUGAAACGAAUAUUUAUAUACGAAGAAGCCACCCAAGCAUUGCGGCAACGGGCUUCUGCUGCCAAGGCCAGAGGCUUAUGAAGCUAUCUAUUGAUUCUGUGCUAGUGAACUGCUGUUUGUCUGAGACAUGAUAUGAAAAUCAAACAAAAAAGACAAACAACCACAAGGGAUCGAGGGAUAGCGAAUUAUUGCGCGCUUAUGUAUAUGUGUUACAAUUAGCGGUUAGGUGUGGCCUGUUCGAAUGCGGUACGUUGAAACGAGAACCCAGUUGAGAUCUUAUUAAUGGUUCAGUUAAUUUGUAUGUUAGAGUUUAAUGAAACCGUUUUAAAUAAAACCGAAACAUAUGACACGUAACAGAAUG
Molecule: messenger RNA, 5238 nt
Organism: Anopheles moucheti
Lineage: Eukaryota; Metazoa; Arthropoda; Insecta; Diptera; Culicidae
Product: E3 ubiquitin-protein ligase Nedd-4-like
Exons: 11
Coding region: 445-3135 (896 amino acids)
Biological process (GO): ubiquitin-dependent protein catabolic process; regulation of dendrite morphogenesis
Molecular function (GO): sodium channel inhibitor activity; protein binding; ubiquitin protein ligase activity
Source: RefSeq, a predicted model, not a curated record